ACGGCGACACGUUCGGCGUUGUUGAACCAGUUUUUUCACGAAUUAUACAAUUUAACAAGUGCAUUUUAUUCAUCGUCGUAUAAUAUUAUUAUGGCGUGUUUUAAAGUGGUAAAAGUUUUAUUUUGCAUUAUUUUCGGUUUCAGCCACUCGACGUCGUGUUAUAAGUUACCGAAAAACGACGAGAAGUGUCCAGAAGUCAGGGCCAGAAGCAAUUGUGAUCUAGACGCAAUUAAAGGUCCGUGGAACGUGAUUGAGUACUACGCGAGUUCCGAAGAGGUGGAGAUCUACAGGUGCAUGAGGUCGACGUUCAAUCUAUCGCCGGACACGCCGGAGAUUUCCAUGGACUUUACGUACAGCUACGCGGACGACCCGGACAACGAGAUGCUGACCGGCAACAUCACGUGGAAUAUACCAAGCUUCGAACUUCCCGGUCAUUGGGUUCACAUGGAAACACCGUACGAAGGCGUUUACAACACGUUCGUGCUGGACUGUAAGGACACGUGGGCGGUGCUUUUGCACUGCGCUGAGAAACCGUCCAGCCCGCGGUAUCUGUCCAGUAUCCUGUUGUCCAGGAACAGGACUGUGCCGGUAAACGUACGCAGUUACGUACACGACAAACUGCCCAAGUACGGCGUCCAACUUGAGUACAAUUUUCCCAUGGUGCAGGACGAUUGCAGUCCCGCCGUCAUCCCGCUGUACUACGGUACAAAAACGGUAGCGGCCGGCGACAAGAAAACCGGAACCGGAAGUAACAAUUUCAAGCACCCCAUGCUGCACAACGACCGCGGAAAUAAGCAGAAAAUCGAAAUCGAUAGCGAUUUAAAUAAUAACUGAUAAUAUUGCAUUAUGUUAUAUCGUCGAUAUCGAUUCACUUAAACAUAUUUUGGUAAAAUUAAAUAAUGUUAUAUUAUUACUAUCUGUGCCUAGA
This is a messenger RNA of Myzus persicae (green peach aphid), 928 nucleotides long. RefSeq lists its product as uncharacterized. The record is from RefSeq and is a predicted model, not a curated record. NCBI's taxonomy places the organism in Eukaryota, Metazoa, Arthropoda, Insecta, Hemiptera, Aphididae. The transcript is spliced from 3 exons. The coding region runs from base 91 to 834 and encodes 247 amino acids.